Molecule: messenger RNA, 465 nt
Organism: Helicoverpa zea (corn earworm)
Lineage: Eukaryota; Metazoa; Arthropoda; Insecta; Lepidoptera; Noctuidae
Exons: 3
Coding region: 1-465 (154 amino acids)
Source: RefSeq, a predicted model, not a curated record
AUGAAUAGCAGUUCUAUGCCCAGCACCAUCGCCCUCGUCAUAGCCUUCUCUCUGCUCAUCAACGAAAUCCAUAUAGUGUUCGACUCCAAUGUCCUCCGCAACAAGUACUUCACGUCGAACCUGGUGUGCUUGCUCAGCGUGUGCCUGAUCUUCCGCGAGAUCAACCUCUUCCCCUCGAAGCUGCGGAGGAAAUACAACGUGCUGUGUCUACUGCUCGAAGUGCCGUUGUCGAUAGUCUUGUUGGAAGCAUUCCUGUUCUACAUAUGGCGGAGUAUCCAGGAGUACCUGGUGCUUAACGCGGACCGCAUCCUGGUGCACCUGGCGGAGGAGUGGGGGCUGGAGUGGCUGGUGUGCCACCUGUGCUGCGCGCACACCAGCUGCUGCAGCGUGUUCGCAGACCUCGCGCUCAAGCUCCUCAGCUACGCCAUCCUGUUCUCUGUGUGCUGCGUCAUUGUCAACAGAUGA